Molecule: messenger RNA, 2377 nt
Organism: Harmonia axyridis
Lineage: Eukaryota; Metazoa; Arthropoda; Insecta; Coleoptera; Coccinellidae
Product: kelch-like protein 10
Exons: 6
Coding region: 122-2200 (692 amino acids)
Molecular function (GO): protein binding
Source: RefSeq, a predicted model, not a curated record
AGUAGAGAGCGUUGCCUUUGACAAAACAAAAAACGUACUUCACAUAUCUAAGUAAUAAACUAUCUAUUGUCGAAGUUUAACGUUAAAUUUCAGUGAUGACAUCGCAACAUUGUAGAACUUGAUGAUGAAGAUCCCCAACGCUGCCAAGUACCUGACCCAAAUUUAUCUCAACAAUCUGGCGCAAAACAAUGAAAUGGGCGAGCCUGAUAGUGGCGGCAGAGCCCUCAAUGUCGGCAAUGGAAGGUGUAUGAGUAUACAGGCUAUGCAAGCUCUGUUCGAAUUCUGGGAGAAACACCAGCUUUGUGAUGCUACUAUCGUAUUGGACGACGGCACAGAAAUUCCUGUUCAUAGAGCUGUUUUUUGCGCUUGCAGCUCUUAUUUCAGGGCCCUCUUCACCACUCCACUACAUAAUGAAUAUAAGAGCAGGGUCCAUUUGCCAGGAGUUUCGAAAGAAAUGAUGCAAACCCUUUUGGAGUAUAUUUACCUGCGAAAACUAGACAUCAACGAUCAAAAUGUCUACGAUGUUCUCAUGACAGCAGAUUAUCUAAGCAUCUUGGGAGUCUUGGACAUCUGCUGCGACUACUUGGAGAGCAUACUGAAGCCAAGGAACUGCAUCGGAAUAAUGUUGUUCGCCAGAAACCACUUCUGUCGAGAUCUUGCAAACAAGGCCUGGAAAUUUAUCAUGAAAAACUUCCCACAACUAGCUAUUCAAAGUGACGAAUUGCUGGAACUACCCUUGAAAGACUUCCAAGAGAUCAUAAAUGCUGAUUAUUUGAACGUUAAAAGCGAAGAGACGGUCUGGGAAACCAUACUAAAAUGGAUAAACCACGACUCCGAGAAUAGAAAGGCUCACAUAGUCGAUCUGAUGAAGUGCAUAAGACUGGGUUUGCUGGAUACCCAGUUCUUCUUGGAAAGGGUGAAGGAUCAUCCUUUUGUAACCUCGUGUGAAGAAAGCAGACCCAUGAUUAUUGAAACGUUGAAGUUUUUGUACGAUUUGGAAAUGAUAACCUCAAGAGACGGUGAGGUGAUCACACCAGAGAUAGCCAGACCUAGGAUUCCACAUGAGAUACUCUUCGCGAUUGGAGGUUGGAGCGGGGGUUCCCCCACAAAUUUCAUCGAGACCUACGAUACAAGGGCAGAUAGAUGGGUAAGGGUCGAAGAGGUCGACCCGACAGGUCCCAGAGCCUACCAUGGUACAGCCGUGGUGGGCUACAACAUAUACGUCAUCGGCGGUUUCGAUGGAAUGGACUAUUUCAAUUCUUGCAGGUGCUUCGAUGCAGUGAGUAAAGUAUGGAAGGAAAUAGCACCAAUGCACGUGCGACGAUGCUACGUGAGCACCGCAGUCUUGAGGAACAAAAUCUACGCCAUGGGUGGCUACGACGGCCACCACCGACAGAACACAUCCGAAAAGUACGAUCAUACAACUAAUCAGUGGUCGUUGAUUGCACCAAUGAAUAUGCAGAGGUCUGACGCCAGCGCGUGUACCUUGAAUGAUAAGAUAUACAUAACAGGUGGCUUCAACGGUCAAGAAUGCAUGCAUUCGGCCGAAGUCUACGACCCUGAGACGAACCAAUGGACCCUAAUCAAUCCCAUGCGCUCUCGAAGAUCGGGAGUCUCUUGCAUCGCCUACCACGGCCACGUCUACGUCAUCGGCGGUUUCAACGGGAUCUCCAGGAUGUGCAGCUGCGAAAAGUACAACCCCCAAGCCAACAGCUGGUCCCAAAUCCCUGACAUGUACAACCCAAGGAGCAACUUCGCGAUCGAGGUGAUAGACGACAUGAUCUUCGCCAUCGGUGGCUUCAACGGCGUGACCACCAUCUACCACGUGGAGUGCUACGACGAGAAGACGAACGAGUGGUACGAAGCCACCGACAUGAACAUAUACAGGUCGGCCCUGUCGGCGUGUGUCAUCGACGGACUGCCCAAUGUGAACGAUUACAUCCACAAGCACAGGGACAGGCUGAUGGAGGAAAAACGGCAGAAACUGAUCGCGAUCGAGAACCAACGCCAGAUGGCGGGCGUGGCGAACAACGCCAACAAUUUGAAUCAGCAAGAAAACAUAGUGGCGGCAGUGAACGCAAACAUGCAGCAACUGAACAUACUGCAACAGCUGAACGCGAACGUGAACCCAACACUACCUGAACAAGACGAUCUAGGGGUGAUGGAGGUUGACGACAAUGACGAAGACGGAGUGUUAUAAAAAAAAUGGUUUCUUUUUCGGUAAUUCGAAAGAUUCGAUGAAAAUUUUUGAUGAUUCAAUAAAAGACUUACUAAUGUGACUGUGCUUUUAUAACUAGAGUAAUUAGGUAAUCCAUUUAUUUAUAUAUCUACUGUACCUAUAUUCAUAUACUUUUAUAAUAUUAUUUCCGAGUAUCGA